Cuscuta epithymum is the source of this 2883-nucleotide messenger RNA. NCBI's taxonomy places the organism in Eukaryota, Viridiplantae, Streptophyta, Magnoliopsida, Solanales, Convolvulaceae. The record is from the annotation of a GenBank genome assembly.
CUCGGCCAUAUGUAUUUCCAGGAUGGUGGUGCUACACCGUUCUCCUCCUCCCUUCGGCGGCUCCACCAUGUCUUUACUUGCUCUGAGCGGCAUCGAAAAUCUGGGAGGAUUGAAGGAGCCUUACGACAAUAGGGAUAUAAUAGGAAUUUCAUUUAUAUUUAAUUUAAUUACUUAAUUAUAAUUAGGGGCUGUGUUUAGUAAAAUCUGGAAUUAGCCUAUUUUAAUUGAGUUAGGCCGCACGUGGGUCCGUGCUAAUUUGCCCGGGAGACGGGGAGAGUGUUCUAGAGUUUCGGCGGCCGUCCUCCUGACGGUUCGAGAAGAGAGAGUUUUCAUCCCAGCUGAGCGGAGAGAGAUCGGUGGCCAUCAACCUGAUCGUUCCAGCAGACAAGCGGUUCGUCUCUGUCAGCCAGUAUCUCGGAAGUAGUAAGUGCCGCGCGGAUCUUUGAGAUAUAUAGAUGCUGGUAAGAUAGACAAUCGGAAUUAAAAAUGACGAUGCUUUGCUUCGUCUUGGAUCUCCGGUGCAUAUCGACUUCGCUACUUCACGAUCUGAAACAGUUACUGUUGCAGUUAGCGAAUUUGCACGCAAUAUCUUCUUCAGCUAGUAAUGGUAGUCCAUCAAAACCCAAACCACUGCCCGAUCAGAUCGGGCUAUGCUACAUUUUCAAAAAUCGCAUAUCAUGCGCCCAUGAGCUGAAGGUGGCUUAUAGUCCGAGAGGCCACUUCAAUCUCCGUGAUUUCCACCAUGCGGUUAACAGUCUUCCUGUUGAUGCUUUUGGUCCAGAUUUCAACAAUUCAUCGUCUUUUUGUGGUGUCGAUAUGAAACUUUCAGAUGUUCUAAGUGAUGAAGUUCUGUAUUCAUGGGGAAGUCAGCAAAAAGAUAUCACAAAAAAAGUUGUGCUGAUAAGCUCUUGUGUACUUGAAAGUCUAGACUCAACAACUAGAAUGGCACUGACGGGUGCAGCAGAAAAGUGUGUUUCUGUAGAGUUUGUGUUCUUGGAGCAAACCUCAAGUCACCUUGCUGAUAUUCCCGAAAAUAUUAACAACUUCCUGAAGGAAAUUGGUGAUCUUGAGAAUUGUAUAUUUGAACACCGAAUUCAAGAUGCACGUGUGUUUUUUGGUUUAGUGAUGAAGUGGUCCCAGGAGUUGAAGGAUGACAUGGAAGAGCCAUUACAGGCUCAUUUUAUCUUCAAGAACAAUCUUGUAGGCUCUUCCAACAAGAUAUUGUGCAAUGUGUCUACACCUGUCAAUCAAAUAAUAGACGAAUUUUCUUCGUGUGAGACUUGCAGGUGUCAUGGCAUGCCCUUAGAUGACUCAAAGAGGAAAGAGUCAAAUGUGAAAUAUUAUUGUCCAGUCACUGGGGAUGAACUUGUAAUCCUAAACAUCAUUGAAAACUCCGUAAAGAUUGGAGAGAAUAUAACCCUGUACUUGCCUUCUUUUCAUCCCUGUCAGGACACUCCACGAGUUUCUUCACCUGUUGAAUUCAAUGUCAUUAAAAGAACUGGAUUGCAUUCACUUAAUGAAGGAAUCAUUUUUGGUUCUUCAUUUAUUAUCACUCCAGCUUUCCUUGAGUCAGAUGAGACUGAGAAUUCAGAUCUAUACUGUAAAGUUUUUCAAGUGAUGAGUAGCUUAUUGAACUCCCUUGACCAGGGUAUAGUUUGCUCUUCAAAUUACAACAUCGAUACUGCAAGACAGUCUUCCUUUCUGUGCUAUUAUUUACUUUUACCUUCAGAAAAAGGAACUAUGCUUCUUAGGCGGCUUGCUGGAUCAGAGGAAAUCUUGCCUGUUCCUGAAGUUAUGCCCUUUAAACACAUGAAGGUAGCAAAUGAUAUUGAAAAUUCUGUUCAAGCGUCUUUGUUUAAGAUGGAAGUAAGUGACUACGAUCCAUUUCAUCACGAAAGAGGCUUUCAUAAAAAACUGAACACUCUGGUGAAAGAAAGCCUACAAUUUGGGGCAAUGCCUCCAAGAGAUAAAGAUGUAGCAACCGUGUUAAACUCCCAGCAGCAAGAUACUCCAGCAGAGGCUUCACAAUCAACAAAGGCAACCAAGGGGAAAAUGAUAGAAGAAAAUAUAUCAGUUUUCGAUAUAGGUGUUGGAGAUAUAACCAGUGAGCUAAUUGCCGAGGAAUGGGAAAAACUGAUCGUGACUAGGGAACCCAAAAUUUGUUCGCCAUCAUGUAACCCAAACCCAAAGUUUGAGACAUUGAUUCUGUCUACACCACAAGAUUCUAGACAACUAGACGAGAAAACAUCAAGAAUCCUUGAGAGACUGGAGAUCCCGAAACAAUUAAAAAGAAAAACAGCUUCUCCAGUGACAUCAUCCAGUGUUCCCAUGAUUAUGGAUUCAUGUGGGUUCAUUAAGAAGCCACUUGUUCCAUAUGGAUCGUCGGUGGGUCAGAGCAUAACCUCAAGCCAGCCGAUCAAACCCAACUUCCAGAAACACAGGAAGAAGAAAUAACUCAGGGUCUCUACUAUAUCUCAUGCAUGUCACUACGGUAGUUUUGCUAUCGUACAAAGAAUGACUUGUGUGUUUUAUUUUAGUUAAUUAAGGCAUGUUUGUUAUGUGCAAAUACAUUAAACAUCUACUUUAUAUUUAUGUCUAUAUAUAAACUUACACCAGGAAUGCAUGUCCUAUAUGUAUGUUAGCAUGCAUGCAUGUACACCUCGCUUUUAUUAUGUAUACUUAGCAACAUACGUGUACUAAUAAGUAUGUGCAUGCAUGUAAAAACUUUCAUAUGUGUAUUUAUACAUAUAAAAGUAGAUACAUUUAAUACUAGUGCAUGUUCUUAGGAGCUUGGUGUAUAAACAUGUAAUCCUUUAACCCUAAAUAUAUAGCGAGAUUAAAUUUAAAGGAUUGCUUAUUUUAAUAUAUAAUAUCUGAAAUUAU